Pipistrellus kuhlii (Kuhl's pipistrelle) is the source of this 2116-nucleotide messenger RNA. It is a transcript of the gene PTGR1, whose product is annotated as prostaglandin reductase 1. Gene Ontology annotation, cellular component: cytoplasm. Lineage: Eukaryota; Metazoa; Chordata; Mammalia; Chiroptera; Vespertilionidae. Gene Ontology annotation, biological process: prostaglandin metabolic process. The transcript is spliced from 10 exons. Gene Ontology annotation, molecular function: 15-oxoprostaglandin 13-reductase [NAD(P)+] activity; 2-alkenal reductase [NAD(P)H] activity. The coding region runs from base 176 to 1165 and encodes 329 amino acids. The record is from RefSeq and is a predicted model, not a curated record.
CCGAAUUUGAGCAAUUAGUUUGUGUGCCAGGAGUUGAAAAAGGUUGGAAAUCGCUGCUCUAAUCAUUUAAAAGAUGUGCAUGGACUUGUAGUCCGUUCUUUGUGUUUGACAGUAUUUCUUAGGAUUCAUUUCAUGUGGGGCAGAAACAGAAUAUUUGCAUACCAGGAGUUUCAGGAUGGUUCAUGCUAAGAGCUGGACCCUGAAGAAGCACUUUGAAGGCAGCCCUACAAACAGUAACUUUGAGCUGAAGACAGUUGAACUCCCACCCCUAAAAAAUGGAGAGGUCCUGCUGGAAGCUCUGUUCCUCACUGUGGAUCCUUACAUGAGAUUGGCAGCCAACAAAUUGAAGGAGGGUGAUACGCUGAUGGGGGAGCAAGUGGCCAGAGUUGUGGAAAGUAAAAACUCAGCCUUUCCAACAGGAACUGUAGUACUGGCUCCUUCCGGCUGGACAUCGCACUCCAUUUCUGACGGAAAAGAUCUAACGAAGCAGCCUGCAGCAUGGCCAAGCACAUUACCUCUGUCUUUGAUGCUGGGCACACUCGGCAUGCCAGGCCUAACAGCCUACUUUGGCCUGCUCGACAUCUGUGGUGCAAAAAGUGGAGACACCGUCUUGGUUAAUGCGGCAGCAGGAGCCGUGGGCUCUGUCGUGGGGCAGAUAGCUAAGAUCAAGGGCUGCAAAGUUGUUGGAGCAGCAGGGUCUGAUGAUAAGGUUGCCUACCUUAAAAAGCUUGGAUAUGACGUUGCCUUUAACUACAAGACAGUCAAGUCUUUGGAAGAAACAUUGAAAAAAGCUUCCCCUGAUGGUUACGAUUGUUAUUUUGAUAAUGUAGGUGGAGAAUUUUCAAACAUUGUUAUCCCCCAAAUGAAGAAAUUUGGAAGAAUUGCUAUAUGUGGGGCCAUCUCUACCUACAAUAGCACUCGCCCACUUCCCCCAGGCCCGCCCCCAGAGGUGAUUAUCUAUCAGCAGCUCCGCAUGGAGGGGUUCAUUGUCAGCCGCUGGAAAGGAGAAGCCAGCCAGAAGGCUCUGAACGAAUUGAUGAAAUGGGUCUCGGAGGGUAAAAUCCAGUACGAGGAAUACGUCACUGAAGGAUUUGAGAACAUGCCAGCUGCAUUUAUGGGAAUGCUCAAAGGAGACAAUUUGGGGAAAACAAUAGUGAAAGCAUGAAAAGAUGACACAUAGAACCUAGGAACCAUUUGGAUGAUUACUUAAUUUCUUUUUAACCAUUUAGUAAAAAUGUAUGUUGCCUUCAUUAUCUAAAAAAUGGUGGUUGUGAUGAGUUUGAUCUACCUAAUAAAGUACAUGUAAAUAGUAUGGGAUUAGCAGCAGAGAAUGAACAUUUCAUAGUGAACAACAGCCAGUCACUGCACAUCAUAUAAAGCUCCAGUUCUUGCUUUCCCUGCUUCUGGGACCUUGGAGGUGGUAUGUUCCAGAUGGCCUAGCUACAAAUGUUGGAAAGCAAUAAAUGCUGGAAGGCUGCCAUGGAAAUAAGCUUUUAUUGAAUUAAAUUACUUUGAUUUUGGGGAUCUCUGUGGCUAGCAUUGCUUACCCGAACUCUGUACUGUCCAAUAUGGUAGCCAUUUAAGGCUACUGAGAACUGGAAAUAUGGAUAGUACGACUUUUCAAGAUUUUAAAAAACAACAAACAACAAAGCACAGUUGAUAUUUCUCCAUUAAACACAACUUUAUUGUUUUGGUAGAACUACAAUUCACUGUAACUGUGUAGCAUAGGACAUUAUUGUUGUAUUGUAAUAUUUGUACAGGAAAUGUGCAUUAUUUCUAGCAUUACAGGUAAACACUUCAUCAAUGUACUCAGUAUCAACAGACAGAUUCAGUUCAGAUAGCUGUUUUCUAUGCACUGAAGUAACAUCACAACGUCUUUACUUGUGUAUUUUACGUACACAGCACAAGUUCAAGUACACCUAUGCAGAAAGCACAAGUUUUACCAAAUCUGAUGUAAAGCAUAAUCAUAAUCAUAGACACUUACUACUUUAAUAAUAAUUAAAUUGUUUUCUAGCUUAAAAACACAGAAAAAUACUGAAUUUUUAAAUGAAGGCAUAUUACUGAGGCAGAAUUCAGUGCAAUACAGAAGCUAGUACUACGACUAGUACAGUAAAAA